CACAUGAUUUUGAAUUAAAUGAAAAACAUGCAUUUUGUGUUUGUACUCGAUUGCCAUGACGGGAUGUAAAUUAAUGGCUCUACAUUCGUGGCCGCCCUCCAGGUUAUAUAACUUCAAAACGUGAGCACCGAUAACGUGUCAAGUCACUGGAGGCUGCGUGGCGGAGGAUGGACCCCGUGGUGCUGAGCUACCAGGACAGCCUGCUGCGGCGCUCCGAUCUGUCCUUACUGGAAGGACCUUACUGGCUCAACGACCAAGUCAUCGGUUUCGCCUUCGAGUACUUUGCCUCCGAGCGCUUCAGAGUCCUCGGGGAGGCCGCGACCUUCGUCAGCCCCGAGGUCGCCCAGUUCAUCAAGUGCGCCUCCUGCUCCAACGAGUUGGCCCUGUUCCUGGAGCCGCUGGAUCUCGCCUCUCGUCAGUGGGUCUUCCUCGCCGUCAACGACAACUCCGACCAGAGCGCCGGGGGUUCCCACUGGAGCCUCUUGGUCUACCACCGCAGCUCCAACCACUUUGCGCAUUACGACUCCCAGAGCGGCGGCAACUCGCUGCACGCGCGGCGCGUCGCCGUCAACCUGGAGCCCUUCCUGGGCGCCGGGAGGAAAGCGCCGUUCGUGGAGGAGCCCUGCCCGUCGCAGAAGAACAGCUACGACUGCGGCAUGUACGUGAUCUGCAUCGCCGAGGCCUUGUGCGAGAAGGCCCGGGUGGAGGGCUCGCCCCGCCUGCCGGUGCAAAUCGUCACCCCGGCCUACGUCACCCAGAAGAGGGCCGAGUGGUGCCGACUGAUCCAGACUCUCGCUCAGAACGACCUCUGCUGCCGGCCCGUCCUUCCCUCUGCGCGUUGAUGGCGCCUCGCUAUAUGCAGACUGCUACUCGUCACGCGUAUUUCCCUCGCCGCCUCCUUCAUGCUGAGUAAUAGAGAAGAAGGUUGGAGACGACGAUGAAUUAGAACUCUGGGUUUUCGUUGAGAAAUUGGUGUCACGUUUCUGACUUUUCUACGCACAGCAACACGAGCACGAGGUGUGUUACUCCCCGUUUAGUCGUUUUCUCCUGUGCACGGACUCGAUGAGGAUGGAGAAAAGGUCACGACUAAAGGUCGCCACAGACUUUCUGCGUGUAAUAGUUGGGUGCGAAUGUAGAAAUGUUUACACAGAUUAUUGCUCAGGCUCAUUUAGAGAGAACUACAACUGACGAUGAGAAUGUGAAUCUUAACUUUUGGCUCCUGCUUCCUGUCACAUGUCCACAACUACAAACGUUUAGUUUUGAAACGUCUUGAAGCUAAAGGGAGUGUGAGGGUGAGCGGUGUGUGACGUGGCGGCUAAAGGGACAAAAGGCAAUGUGGGGUUCAAAAGUCUCAAACCCACAGUCCGUAAUAAACUCUAUAGUUGUCACAUCUUUGUCGACAAAAUGGGAAA
Messenger RNA from Gasterosteus aculeatus aculeatus (three-spined stickleback), 1412 nucleotides. It is a transcript of the gene senp8, whose product is annotated as SUMO peptidase family member, NEDD8 specific. The record is from RefSeq and is a predicted model, not a curated record. Lineage: Eukaryota; Metazoa; Chordata; Actinopteri; Perciformes; Gasterosteidae. Gene Ontology annotation, molecular function: cysteine-type peptidase activity; deNEDDylase activity. Gene Ontology annotation, biological process: proteolysis; protein deneddylation.